Messenger RNA from Verticillium dahliae VdLs.17, 1517 nucleotides. RefSeq lists its product as uncharacterized. The record is from RefSeq and is a predicted model, not a curated record. The transcript is spliced from 4 exons. Bases 1 to 1401 code for a protein of 466 amino acids. Lineage: Eukaryota; Fungi; Ascomycota; Sordariomycetes; Glomerellales; Plectosphaerellaceae. Gene Ontology annotation, molecular function: protein dimerization activity.
AUGGACCCCGACUUUCUCAAAAACCUGGAAUAUUUCGCCACACCCAACAAUCAAACAUCCACCAUCUCCGACCAGGCCGGCGAAUCGUCCACUGCAGCUGCCACUCGCAAUGAGACCGACGCUGCCUUCUGGGAUGCGCUCGCGCGAGGCGAGCCAUCCUUGACCGGGUCGUCUUCCAAUCCGCCUUCCGCAUCAGUGCCCUCUUUUGCGCAGACCUCCACAGCGCCGACGAACCUCUCGUACCGGCCCGUGCUGGGCCAGGCCAAUAAUAAACGACCGGGGCCUGGGCUUUCAAGGACAACACAAAAUAUAACGAGCCCACGAAGAAAGGAAGGGCACGAGAAGAAGAGGACCAAAAUGGACCCGGAUGCGGCAGCCCUAGAGUCGGUUGACUACUGGAUUCAAUUUGACGAUGAUGACGCAGACAACAACCUGGGUGGUAGUUUUGAAAUCGACUUUUCAAAACGGCCCAGUAAUCCUUCACAUUUCGGCAGACCACCAGCGCGGCUCAAUCCCUUGCCUACGACACCAGGGUUGGGCACCGGCCUUUAUGCAAACCCAACGUUCAGAGAGGAUGACUUUCUCGACGAUGGCGCCCUCGACAAUGCGCUGUCUGAGGAUGAGGACUUUCUCGACAACAUGAAUUUGGGCGAGCAGCUUUCAAACAUUGAAACUCAGCCCCCAUCAGAAGUGCCGCCUCGAGAGGGACUCUACUCAACACCAUUGAGCUGGGAGAAACCAGCCCCCGGCCUCAGAAUGAACCCGCUUUUUGGCCUCGGUGCGCCUAUGCUGGACCCCGAGCAAAGACGAUUGCUCGCCAUUGCCCUCAACGCAGGAGGAUCCGCCAACAACAUUGCCUCCGGCUUCGGGUUUGGCAUGGGAGGUGACAUAGGAUCGGACGAGAUCUCAAAGGCAGCCGGCGACGAGCCGACAAAGUCCAAGGGCAAAGGGAAGGAGAAGGAGGGUGAGGCACCGAAGCCUGCGAAACAAACGAAGGCACAGAAAGCACAAGCCGCCAAAGCCGCCGCUGCCGCAGAGGCGGCAAAUGAAAAGGGGAAACUGGGGGACCGGACCGCGCACAAUGAUAUUGAGAGGAAAUAUCGCACAAAUCUCAAGGACAAAAUUGCGGAGCUCCGAGAUGCGGUACCAUCUCUGAAGUCCAUGCCUGAUGAGGGCGACGAAGACGACGAUGACAGCCAGACACGGGGAGCGCCCAAAGUCAGCAAGGGAACCGUUCUACUGAAAGCGACGGAAUAUAUUCACCAUCUCGAGAAGAGAAACCAGGCAAUCAUGAAGGAGCACCAAGAGCUCGCUCGCCGGCUGCAAGCAUUCGAGCAACUGUUGACGGCGACCGCUCGACAACCGUUCCCAAUGCCGACUUACAGCAGGGACCAUGUUUGAUCCCCGCGGAUUCUGUUAAAACUUACCCUUAUUCGCACGACCUUUCACGGCCAAUUUGUACAUCAUCUGCUGCUUGCAGUAGCCCAUAUAAUGGAAUGAACUGGGAGUUUAUUGGG